Molecule: messenger RNA, 779 nt
Organism: Calypte anna (Anna's hummingbird)
Lineage: Eukaryota; Metazoa; Chordata; Aves; Apodiformes; Trochilidae
Gene: MUSTN1
Product: musculoskeletal, embryonic nuclear protein 1
Exons: 3
Coding region: 193-429 (78 amino acids)
Biological process (GO): chondrocyte proliferation; tissue regeneration; chondrocyte differentiation
Cellular component (GO): nucleus
Source: RefSeq, a predicted model, not a curated record
CAGCAGCAGCCUCUGUCAACCUGAAUCACCCCGCCUUCUGCUUUGGGAAAAUGACCCAGCUAGUGACUUCAUGUUAGAUGCUCUAUAUAAGUCGAGGGAAAAAAGCAGGCAUUUGCAGAGCAGAGGGGCUGGGUUAAAUCAAAGCCAGGACACCGCCGCGGAAGGGAUUCCGGCCGAGCGAGCAGCGCAGUCAUGUCACAGCCAGGCCCUGUGAAAAAGAAGCGUCCUCCAGUGAAGGAAGAAGACCUCAAAGGAGCCAAAGGAAACCUUUCCAAAAACCAGGAAAUUAAAUCCAAAACCUACCAAGUCAUGAAGCAAUGUGAACAAAUGGGCUCUGCAGCACCUUCCAUAUUCAGCCGGAAUCGGACAGGGGAUGAAACAGUCUUUGAGAAACCCAAAGAAGAGCCAGCCAAGAGUGUUUUUGGCUGAUGGUGGAGAUGGAGGUGUCUCACCCUGAUGACUGCUGUAACAUUUUCCCAGAUUUCCGCCCCUUACACUAAAGUCACUGUAGAUCUAAAUAGCUAAUUUCCACUGUAAGUCAUUAAGGAGGGAAUAGACCCACAUUGAAGGGUACAACUUCCAUGUUAAAUUUUAUUAUGUGCUUUCUAUCUGUCUGUUGAAUGGUGUUUGCUCUAAUGGUUUAAUAAAAAAAGUUGUUGGAUACAGCUUGGCACUGUGGUUACUAAUUUUAGUUUAGCCUUAGAUUAAUUAUGUUUUGGCAUCCCGGUCUGUGAUCUCGUCUAUCAAAUGCAAAGAAUAAACAUCCAGAUGUCACAGUU